UCACAUCAGGAAGUUAUCCUCAAAUGUAAGAAUUGGUGACUUAGUGCUGUCUUUGAUAAACAUGAGGGACACAGUGAGAACCUCAUUAAGGCGGUAAUGCCCAGGCAGGACGCAGAUUGGGACAUGAAUAAUGUAUGCCAGUGGGAGGGGAUAGUUUCGGGCUUGACUCUUGUUAGCUGCGUGCGUCACGUUGUGGAUUGAAGACCAAGGACGUGGUCUGAAUGGAUGUGUAUACUGUCACUGGAGGAAGUUUUACUACACCGAACACCAGAACCAGGCAUGGCUGGGAAGCCUUUCCGAGCCACCUAUAUCUGGGGCAGCAUCAUCUCCAACCUUCACACCCACGUGGAGGUCAAGCGCCGGCGCCACAACCUCAAGUCCUACCAUGACUGCUUCCUGGGAUCAGAUGCUGUGGAUGUGGUCCUGGCUCACAUCACGUUGAACCGUUUUUUUGGUGAAGACAUUGUGCCCCGCUAUAAAGCAGUCCGUCUCUGCCAGGCCCUGAUGGACUCAAGAGUGUUUGAGCCAGUGGGCAUCAAAGUAUUUGGAAAGGAGAAGAAACAGGCCACAUUUGAGGACAGUAGCUUCAGUCUGUACAGGUUCCUGAACCCAACGACUGGUUCCUCUUCUACACCGCUGGCUAACACCAACUCUCACUCCACCAGUACCAUAGAGAGCGGCUAUGACUCACCGAGCAUUAAUAGGAAUAAGAACAGCUACACUCCGUCACGUGAAAGACAAGAGGUGCUGAGCUACACCACCCACUCGCCUGUCAAAACAGACAAAUCACUGGAGGACGUGCUCGGAAACCUCAACCUGAGCUCGACCAUCACCCCUCAAAUGAUCAACCUUGGCCUCUCUCAAGAGCUUGUGGAUGAGGUGUGGCACCAGCAGGCUGUGUUCAGACUUCUGCAGCUUAUAGAGCUCCCCCUGUUGGAGAACUUGUUAGAGGGCAAAAACACAUCUCGGCCUCGCCUGCAUGGCAUGGACAGUGACCCGGACCUGUUGUAUACAUCGAGCUACCUGGACCGAGAGGUCCUUAAGGCCUUCAGCGAGGCACAGGCUGAUGAGUGGAUGACGGGGGCAGUGGACUGCCUGGAGUUUUUGCCCGAUGAGCUGGUGGUGGAGGUCAGUCGAGGUUUGGCUGGUUGUGCUGAGGACCUGUUGCAGUGUAAGAGACUGCUGUAUAAGGUGCUGGCUCAGCAUUACGGACACACGCAGCAGACCCCAUUGCUCAGCAACCACGUGUUUGACAUACACUCAGGCAUCUCAGAGCUACUCGUUAACGGCAAACAAGAGCAGGCUCUGGAGGCCCUGCAGCUGAGCCUGAAGCUGCAGGACUCUCGCAGCAGAGAGGAGCUGCGCAGACUUCUUAGAUUCAUGGCAGUCGCAGCCAAACCACAAGAAGUCAAACUGCACAGAGAGAUUGAGAACAGAAUGGCUGUGAAAAGGUCUUUCUCGAGUGCCAUCGUCUACAGUGGAAGACUUUCGAAAGGAAAGGUUGACUUCAUGGUUCUGUUCAUGAUGGAUAACCACUGCGAUCUGUUUAAAAUUCCUGUUUUAUUGCACAAGAUGGUCAGUGACAGAAUAACAAAUAUUGUGAAAGGAAAGGAUCCAGACAUGAUAGCAGGAUCAACAUUCUGCACAAGAUUGAGUGCACAAGCUUUUACAGAAAACGCACAGAAAACCACCAAAGACGAGCUCUGCUCCUUACUGCAGACCGUCCACGAGAACCCUAAACUCUCCAUCAAAGAGAAGAGACGGCUGUUGGGGCAGUUUUACAAAGGCCAUCCAGAGAUUUUUGUUCAGUACUUUGGAAAUAGAUUAUCCACUAUCAACAUGUUGUUACAGUAAUAUUUAUUAAGUUUAAUGUGUCAUGUAUCAUGAUGUAAAAAGAUAUAGGAACGAGAGCUAAUGUGAUGUGAAUAAUGUGCUUCAUAGGAAGUAGAUUUUAUUUGCUUUGUUGUAAAAAGUUUAGACUACUGAAGAAUAAUGUGAAUUUGAAUUGUAGAGAUGUAUUUAAGGAUAUGUCUUACAUAUUUACUUUGGUGCAGGGCGCUAAUAGGACAAUCCCUUGUUUGUUAAAUAUGAGACUGUUACUUUCUUUGACUGACAAAAUGACCCUAAAGUUCUUUCCUCAUUGCUUUGCAUUGCUUGAUGGAGUUUUGUUCCGCAUACAGCUUUUAAAUGGCUGUCUUGUGCUCGGGCAAUAGGAACAGUGUUAGCAAUAGAAAAUCUGUCUGUUCAUGUGGUUUCCAUGUACAGAGUGAUGCACAGUGGAGCUAUGUCUGAGAAACCAGAAACCGGAUAUUUGAACCUGGACAUUUGAAAGUCUGAUGUUGUGCUAUUGUAAACAGUCAGAGGCAUUCAUGAGAGUCAGCCCCCUGGGUUUUUGUGUUUGUAGCAACCAAUCAGCAAAACAGAUGUUUAUAUGUUUUUUUUCCUUAUUUUGUUCUGGACUGAAAACCUUGGCUGCGUUUUAGUGGCAUCUUCAGGGUUCUGUUUUUAAAUGAGGUCUGUGUGCUUCUUUUAAUCAGCUGUGGAAAUCACUUCCACAUUUCCUGGUGAUGAAAGCACUACAAGACUAAGUUUAAGCCACACGCAUCUUGUUUGUGUUUUGUCAGGUCUGCUGAAAAUUCAAACAUAAUUGACCAGUCAUUUAUGUUUCAUUACCAUCUCAAAAUGUGUGAUGUCUGAUUUAAAAUAUAUUGAAUGACAUCUGGUAUGUCAAGUGAUGUAUCCACAGGACACACAAAUAUUAAAGUUUGAGGCGCAAUGA
This is a messenger RNA of Notolabrus celidotus (New Zealand spotty), 2779 nucleotides long. RefSeq names its product DEP domain containing 7, paralog a (gene depdc7a). The coding region runs from base 226 to 1854 and encodes 542 amino acids. Lineage: Eukaryota; Metazoa; Chordata; Actinopteri; Labriformes; Labridae. Gene Ontology annotation, biological process: intracellular signal transduction. The transcript has 9 exons. The record is from RefSeq and is a predicted model, not a curated record.